Gavialis gangeticus (Gharial) is the source of this 2077-nucleotide messenger RNA. It is a transcript of the gene MPP4, whose product is annotated as membrane palmitoylated protein 4. Gene Ontology annotation, cellular component: plasma membrane; adherens junction. The record is from RefSeq and is a predicted model, not a curated record. The transcript is spliced from 21 exons. Gene Ontology annotation, molecular function: protein binding. Lineage: Eukaryota; Metazoa; Chordata; Crocodylia; Gavialidae.
AUGAAGAAGAUGGAGAUGCCAGCAGUUGGCAGCCAGGAAAAUGUUUGGGCAAUUUUCUGUUUGUGCUCAACUGUAUUGCACUUUUCUGUUUGUUGGGAUCACGUUUCUCUUUUGUUCCGACUAGUGCUACAAGAAUUGAAUCUCUUCUACAAGCGAGAUAUCAAUGGAGUUGGAGUAUUAUAUGACCUGCUUAGAUCUCACUGGCUGCAGGCUCUCCUAAAGGUUUAUGAAUGCCUCCAUUAUUAUAUCAGAAAGAAACUGGUUCCAGUCAUACCCCAGGCCCGGGUACUGUCUCAUGAGGUUGAGGAGUUGUUGCGUGAAGUUCCUCAGUCCACAGAGAUCCGAGAGCUGAGACGACUUCUACGAACUCCGCAUUUCAAGGCCUUACUGUCAGCUCAUGAUACUGUGGCCCAGAAAGAUUUUGAACCAGUCCUUCCACCUCUGCCAGAUAACAUCCCUGAAAAUGAGGAAGCUAUGAGGAUUGUUUGCUUAGUGAAAAAUAAGCAACCUCUAGGUGCUACCAUUAAACGCCAUGAGGUAACUGGUGAAAUUAUGGUUGCCAGGGUGAUCAAUGGUGGGUUAGCAGACAGAAGUGGGUUGCUGUAUGCAGGGGACAAGUUGGUGGAAGUAAACGGUGUUCCAGUGGAGGGACUAGAGCCAGAACAAGUUAUCCACAUUUUGGCUCUGUCACAUGGGACAAUAAUGUUUAAACUAAUUCCAGUUUCUGAUCGACCAGUCAGCAACCAGACAACACUGUAUGUGCGAGCCAUGGCAGAUUACUGCCCCCUGCAAGACCCUACCAUUCCUUGUGCCGAUGCAGGCUUGCCCUUUAAAAAGGGUGAAAUCCUUCAGAUAGUUGACCAGAAUGAUGUGCUCUGGUGGCAGGCAAAGAAAGCCUUGGAUCUUAACACCUGUGCUGGGCUUAUUCCUUCAAACCAUCUUCUGAAGAGGAAGCAGCGAGAAUUCUGGUGGUCUCAGCCUUUCCAGCCCUAUAUUUGUCUCAGAUCAACAAUACAAAUAAGUUAGGAAACAGAAGAUGACAUGCAAAUUGAUGAGAAGUGUGUAGAAACAGAUGAAGAAAUAUUUGAGUCUGAGGAGCUUAAAGAAGAAGAGGAGGAAUUCAGUGAUUCUGGUCAACAGAUUUUUAUUGCUGGUUUCCGAAGAAGCAUGCGAUUAUGCCGGAGAAAAUCCCAGAACAUCCAACAGUCCUGUUAUGCCCGGUGUCCCAGCAUCUGUUACAGCACAGUAGCAGCCCCUUAUGAAGAAGUGGUGAGAUACCAGCGACAUCCUUCAGAUCGAAACAGACUGAUUGUGCUAGUAGGUCCUUCAGGAGUUGGAAUAAAUGAGCUAAGGCGACGACUUAUUCAGACUAACCCUCGUCGGUUUCAAAGUGCCGUACCACACACUACACGUGCUCAGAAGAGUUAUGAAGUAAAUGGUCGUGAGUAUCACUAUGUAUCAAAGGAAACAUUUGAAAAUUUGGUCUAUACUCACAGAAUGUUGCAGUAUGGGGAAUACAAAGGAAAUCUAUAUGGCACCAGUGUUGAUGCUGUGCGAACAGUCCUGGAUGAAGGGAAGGUCUGCAUAGUUGAUUUAGAACCUCAGGGAAUACAAGUGGCUCGAACCCAUGAACUAAAACCCUACAUUAUCUUCAUCAAGCCACCUAGCAUGAGCUGCAUGAGACAGUCUCGGGAAAAUGCCAGGAUCAUUACAGACUACUAUGUGAACAUAAGAUUCAAGGAGGAGGAUUUAGAGGAGAUGGAAGAUUCGGCUAAGAAAAUGGAAGCUCAGUUUGGCCAGUUUUUUGAUCAAGUGGUUGUGAAUGACAGCUUACAAGAGGCCUGUGUACAGUUGCUGUCUGCAGUCUGUCGUGCACAAGAUGAGCCCCAAUGGGUCCCUGCAACAUGGAUAUGCUCAGACUUUCAAACAUAAUUCUGAGAAGCGGCAUCUUCACAGAUUACAGCUUAUAUUUUACCUCAAAAAUGAUCCCAAGGUCAAGAUUCCAAGAAUAUAUCUUUGUAUGUGGGGAUUUGAAUGAGGAUUAGGGAGAAAAAAAACUAUUACAAAUGUAAUCAUG